ACCCAGGAAGUGUGCAGCUCAGAUACUGGCUGCAGCCAGCAACACAACAGCAGCAAGUUGCAUCCCUGCAAGAGGGUCUGUUGAAUUUGCAGGCAUAUUUCAGUGUUAAGUUUACACGGGGUUGUUAGUAACAAAGCUUUAUAGAUGGAUUCCCGCAAAGCAGCCCAGCCGAAAGGAGACUUUGAAUGCCAACUAUGUGGGCUAACAGCCCCAUACAGCUAUUAUGGGCAGAAACCCCCAAACACUCAUUCUGUUGUCCUCCUGGAAGAAAGCUAUGUCAUGAAAGAUCCUUUCGUCCCUGACAAGGACAAAUUCCUUAUCCUUGGAUCUCAGUGCAGUUUGUGUAACAGACGGGUGUGUGUGGGCACAGAAUGUAGUCUAUUCUACUCAAAAAGGUUCUGCCUUCCCUGCGUUAAUGAAAACCUACAGGAGUUUCCUUUGGAAAUACGACAAGACUUGGAUAAAAGGAAGUCUCAUUCAAAAUCCCACCCCUCCAAAAAAACAGAUGCAAGAACUUAAAUUAAAAACAACUGGAAGAGACACUGCUCAGAGGUUUUUUUUGUUUGACCUAAAAUGUAGAUUUUUGUAAAGAUGAUGUUUAGGCAAUUUACUACCAGUACAAGUAUUUUCAUGACAGUUCUUUAAGUUAGUUUGGAUUUAGGUAUUCCCAUUGAGUGUUGGCAAUGCAGGCACUGCAGCGCUGGGCUACUGCAGGAGAACCAGAAAGGGAAGCAGCCAAGCCUGUGGUCACUGACCAGGUUACAUGUAGUGCAAAUAUUAAACAGCAUAAAGGUUGGAAAAUAAGUCAGAAUUUUACAGUUUUUAAGAGCUAGCGUGUUGGACAUUUACGUGCAAGUGUUAUUAAAAAUACAGGCAACAUUCUCAGUAGUUUGUCAGGAUAGUGCAACUGAAGACGAUUUACACCAGCUGAGAAUCUGGCCCAUAAUAGUUAACUUGACAAUAUCACUUUACUAAGGUUAUGAUAGACAAAGAACCUGAUGCCUUCUGACUCUUCCCCCCCCCCCCCAAGUUUCUGUUCUACAGCACACGAUCACAGAGCAUAUCAGAAUGGAUAUUCAUAGAAAAGUAUGUGGUCUGGAGGCCAUUGCGUCAAGACGAAUGCCACAUGAGGACUUCUGCAAGCAGAUAAACUUGCAAUGGAACAUAUCAGCUGAUACUUACAAGACUGCAGCCACUUUUCACUCCAACUUCCAAUGAUGUGGAAACAGCCUUGGGGGGGAGGGGAGAGUGGGAAAGGAUUCCUUCCUAGGUGCAGUGUUUCCUUUACACAUUAGAAAAAGAGAAUGCUUUCCAGAUCAUUUUUUGUUCUUGACUGGACAAUAUGAUUUAUUUGGAAAUAAUAAAGUUCAGCCAGUAUACUCUGUCAGAUUAACCCUUGCCUGUCUUGGGCAAUUAGAAAGACAUUCAAGAGAGAUUUAAAUUAGGCUGUGUGGGUUCAAACAAUUAUUAUUGAAAUGAUGGCCUUUAUUGAUUUUGCUUUACUUGCAUGGGAUAUUUUAUAGAAAAAUUAAAGUCAAUGUGAAUUUUAACCUGAUUUUUUUUUUUUUUUAUAACAA
Molecule: messenger RNA, 1577 nt
Organism: Emys orbicularis (European pond turtle)
Lineage: Eukaryota; Metazoa; Chordata; Testudines; Emydidae
Gene: CDPF1
Product: cysteine rich DPF motif domain containing 1
Exons: 4
Coding region: 145-519 (124 amino acids)
Source: RefSeq, a predicted model, not a curated record